Messenger RNA from Haliotis rufescens (red abalone), 3744 nucleotides. RefSeq names its product beta-1,4-N-acetylgalactosaminyltransferase bre-4-like. Gene Ontology annotation, molecular function: glycosyltransferase activity. Gene Ontology annotation, biological process: carbohydrate metabolic process. The record is from RefSeq and is a predicted model, not a curated record. Lineage: Eukaryota; Metazoa; Mollusca; Gastropoda; Lepetellida; Haliotidae. The coding region runs from base 1399 to 2478 and encodes 359 amino acids. The transcript is spliced from 6 exons.
ACCCUUGGUCUUCCACUACCUGGUCGGUCAUCUGUAGUGUUGUGGUCUUGUACCGUUGUUGGGUGGAAGCAUGGACAGGUGUCAGUUUAGCAUGUGUUUGAUACAUAUGCAAAGUUUCGUAAUUAACAAUUGAACGGUAUCACUCGCUGCACUUCAUUGAACAAAAUGUUACGGACGAACGGACGGAGGACAGACGGACAACACCCAUUCCUAUAUCCGCCUCCAUGAAGUGGGUAAUAAAGGGUUUUCCCUUAUCUUUCUCAACUGUCACGAACUUUGCUACUAAUGACUCCAUGUGGUGAACGAUAGCUUUAGCUAUGAACGUGUAAUUAUAUGCCAUGUUGAUAAAACAUGUAUAUGGUCAUUUUCCUAUUUUCUAUAAUGAACACCUAUUGUUUCAUAGUUCAUAUAGUGUAUAUAUUUUUAGGAAUGUUUUCAAAAACGUUUUAUGGUAGGCAUACGCAAUACAUUUCUUAAUUAGACGCAUCAGGGACAAAAAUGAUGUCUGAUGUAAUUCCCUAUUUUGACUAGUACCAUAAUUAUGUUUGUUGCAAGCCUCGGAGUUUUUACACUUUUAUCAACUCGUGUUGAUAUAUUUGGUAUCGAAAGACACUUGGGUGAGAUUCUCUAUAUAUACACAAUGCAAAAUAUUUUAAUAAUAUCACGAGGUCACUAUAACACUUAAAUGUCAGCAUAGGGGAUCUUGAGCCGUGUUUAGACGUUGUCAAAACACAUUUCCGUUGCGUAUUUCCGUUGCAUAUGCCUACUAAAUGUGAUAAAAAACAUGCGUACUCGUGUGUAGGAUUGAUGCGUUUAUUAUACAACUUGUGCGUGCACGGUGAAACGUGUUCGUAUUCCGAAAGCUUCUUGCGACCGCCAUAUGAAUGUCUUCACCAUGCACAAUGUUUUAUUCAUAUGGCUGGACUAAAAUUGUGACAUUUUAGUACGAUUGUAUUGCUGCACAUUUACCACAGUUAUAGCUUCAGAGACCUUGUGGUUUCUGCAAGGACACACAAUACAUGAAACACUACCCAAUAGACCGCACGAAACAAUACGAAUGUGGAUUUAGCCCCAUGAACAUAUCUGAGUUCACCGUGGCGCUGAACAUCUUUGUGCAGUUCAGGUUUAUACCUUCACCCACUUCCAUGAAGAAUUCGAAAACAGGCGAUGAACGUUGACGUAUAGCGUCAUACCAUAAGCUUACUCGGCACUUCCAUACUGACGAGCCCCACUGUGUCAAGAGAAUGCGUGCUACAAUUGGUCGAAUAACAGACAAUCAAUAGAUAUGGAUUUGUAAAUCAAUUGAUAUGGAUUUUGGUAAACAACAUCUGUACUCACGCAGUUUGAGGAUACCGUUCAUCUGGUUGGUCGGUUGGAACUUACUGGCCCAAGAAGAUUAUGAAUAUAUCAAUGUAUAACCGAGAAUUCGUUUGUUUCUUCGUCGUAGAGUUGACUUUCGUGAUCGUACUUGCAUAUGUAUGUUUGACGUCCCACCAAACUGUCAAUCACAAGACCCGGAUACACAAACAAGCACGCUCCAACCAUUCUGUAAAGGAAGAAAAUGUUUCACCCGAAGAACUGAGGAGAGAAACUGGGCAGUCAUGUGUUUUCCCUGUACAUUCACCAAGUCUUGUUCCAUGUCAGCAGAACAACCUCAGAGAGAAACGACGAAUACUAAAAGAAGCGCUACCAUGGCUUGAUCUUGAGACGACCUUGAAUGCGUCCAAGACACUUCUCCCCGGGGGAUACCACCAACCGCUUGGAUGUGCCUCACCACAGCGACUUGCCAUAAUAAUUCCCUACAGAGACAGAGAGGUGAACCUGAAGAUCCUCCUCAACAACCUCCACAGAGUGCUCCAGAAACAACAGGCGGAAUAUGCCAUCUUUGUAGUGGAGCAGGAUAAUAGUACACCGUUUAACAGAGGAGUGAUUAAAAACAUUGGUUACCUUGAAGCCAAGGCUCGUUGUCAUUUUGACUGUUUCACCUUCCAAGAUGUCGACUUGGUGCCUGAGAGUGAGAGGAAUACCUACUGGUGUGGUGCGAGGGCUUUACAUCACUCUCGGGAACUCGACAUACUGAAAUACAGGAUAUUUUACAAGAAUCACUUUGGUGGAGUGAUCACCUUCAACGAGACAUUUUUCUCCGCCAUCAAUGGUUACUCCAACUUGUUCUUCAUGUGGGGAGGUGAAGAUGAUGACCUGUUUCACAGAUUGCUGAAGAAAGAAAUGCCAUAUGAAUUCAGCAGAUAUCCUCGUUACACUGCUUUGACGCAUAAAAAAGACCCGCACCAUACAAAGGAAGAGAGGGCUGUGUAUGGAAAAAGUCACCUCCGAUUUAAGAACGACGGCCUCAACAGUAUGGGACGACUUUACCGGUUAAUAUCUGUGGACUACAAGCCUCUAUAUACCCGAAUAUAUGUUUCUGUCAAUCAAACUGAAGUACUCACUCAGCUGAAGCAUUAUGGCAUUAGGUUAUGAAUGUUUCACUGGUUAGAACACGUCAUGGUCUCGGCAGUAACCUUUUUCUUAUUAAUCAGUAUAAUAUAUAUGAUCUAAUAUGACUUCCGUUAUUCCACCCUCGUGUUUUGAGGUUCUUGAUUAUCAGCAUACAUGUCAACAUCUCAGAGAUGACGCUCACUACAGGAAAUUUCACUCAUUUAUUAAGAAAUAUUUAUUCAACAAAAUAUAUUUUCCAUCUUUCUGGCUCUUCACCAAAAAGUACAAUGGGGCCCUAAAGCCCCCACUGCACACUAUAAAAAAACUUGGUCUUAAUCCGUUUGGACCCCACGGUCCGUAGGAUGGUGGCCUAAUUUUGGUUGCUGGUGAUCUGUAGCCUUUUUUAUUUUGUGUUUUAUAUUAGAUCCUUUUUGAACAAGCUUUCGGCAAUUUUCGACAAGGUUGGUUAUUCUCUUGCAAUGACAAUUUAUAUUUACGUGUACAACAUUAAAUCGGGGGGAGUUUGUAAAGACAUGGGAACUAUCUUGUGAUGUUUGCACUAACCCUAUUACCCCAGGCAAUCUAGGUCAUUUUCCACUCAACUGGGAACAAAUUCAAACAGAAUUUAUUUCACCACAAAGCAUUUCAAGUCCCAAGCAAUCCCAGUUUGGGAAAUAUGUCUAAUUUGCAUAAUCCAAUCUGGCCACCUAUAAUCAAUAUAUUGUCCAUAUGUCAGAUGCGGUUCAAUGUUUUGAUGAAAAAAGCAUGUGUUGUAUUGCGAAAUAGCCAUAUUAUGUUUCUAAACAGAUAUUCACAACUACUGAACGUUUCCAACUAUUGACAAAUCUGCAAAAAUUCAAGAUUUCAAGAUGGCCGACAAGUUUCCUAUAUGUGUGUUUACACUGUUGAAUCUUUAAACUCUAAAACAGUGUGCCAGGACUUAAAUGCAUGUAACUUGCCACACUUACUCACUGAAGAGUACUUAACACUUUAAGAAAGAAACUCAGUCACCAGAGCCCCCUGGUGGCCCAAAAAUCCAAGAUGGCCGACAAGAGUUUGAUGGCUAGGCAUAGAAUAUCAAUACACUGUUGGCCUCUAAUGACAUAUUUAAGUGAUUUAAACUUCUACAUUGGAGUAAACAGACCCAAGGAUACAUGUGUAAUACUCAGUUAUUUGCAUAAAUCCAAUAUAACCAGCACAUAUCAAUAUUUAUCUCUUAAAUGACGAGUUUUGUCGAGUUUGGAUAUCAAUGUUGAUUGUUAUUGUCUGAAUCUACUUAUUAACAUGACAAUAAACGCUACAACAAGU